Puccinia graminis f. sp. tritici CRL 75-36-700-3 is the source of this 945-nucleotide messenger RNA. RefSeq lists its product as uncharacterized. The transcript has 3 exons. Bases 1 to 945 code for a protein of 314 amino acids. NCBI's taxonomy places the organism in Eukaryota, Fungi, Basidiomycota, Pucciniomycetes, Pucciniales, Pucciniaceae. The record is from RefSeq and is a predicted model, not a curated record.
AUGCUCGGCCGGUACAGCCGAGUCCAGAUCUUCUUCGAAACUAAAGAUGUUGCUAAUUCGGCCGACAGGAUCAAGAUCCUUGGCAAUCUCAUCGCGGAGACCAAUCUCCAAUCCUUCUACGCCAACGAGGCAUCUGGGUUCCUGACCAAGUCCUGGGACGACUUCAAAGUGCGGAUGUUCGACUUUGCCCUCCCCACGAACUGGUGUUCGAGCUUACAACGCCAGGUCCGCAAGCUCGAGAUGUCGCAGACCAAAACCUUUCUGGAGUACAGUACCCGGGCUCGCACGAUGCAGAGCCUAUUCAACUUCGACGCCAACGAAGCCUCCAAGCUUGGAGAUCUUCAACUGGCCCAAUUCUUGGUUUAUGGCCUACCUGACGCACUUCAAGACCGGAUUUACAAACGCCAGCUAUUAGAGGUGGCCCCGUUCGCAUAUGGCUCUUUCGAAAAACAAGCGAAACGCUUCCUUCCUGGCUUUGCAUCGACCGACCGAAACACCUACACCGAUAAGGACUACACCGACGCGGCCGGCGCCUGUCCUGGACCAAUCGAUCGAUCUCGCAUCGACAUCCCAUCGACUUUCCCAACCCCGGUUAAACCAGCCGACUAUGUUGCCCCGCGCUCCUGGGGUAAACCGACAGCCGCGCCAGGAAAGGCCACACAAGCUCCGGCAGGACGACCUUCAACCCGUGCUGCGAGCGUUGCGGGUAUUGCGGACACGACACCCCUUGAGGCCCAAGUCUCUGCGCUGACACUCGACGCAGCUAUGCGAGAGGAUGGGCGCUGGGACACCUACUUCGACGACGAGGGAUGCUUCCCCAGCCUGGAACCGGCCGCUGUAGCGGCACUCGAGGAUCUCGACAGUCAACUCCUCGCGAACGAGAUUGAGAAGGCCGAACAAGCUGCCCUAGCGGAUGCUAUCGCCGGUCACCCGGGACGCGCUUAA